Messenger RNA from Alternaria infectoria, 738 nucleotides. RefSeq lists its product as uncharacterized. The transcript has 4 exons. The coding region runs from base 1 to 738 and encodes 245 amino acids. The record is from RefSeq and is a predicted model, not a curated record. Lineage: Eukaryota; Fungi; Ascomycota; Dothideomycetes; Pleosporales; Pleosporaceae.
AUGUCACACAUGUUCGGAUUCAUUCUCAAGGAUCGAACAUACGACAUUCUCGAUGUAAACAGUCUAAGAGAGCCCACUCUUGCAGAAAAUGCAAUCGACGAGCUCGUUAUGCGCCCAGAGAAGAACAAAGAGAUGAUUAAAGCCAUCGUCAAAACAUACACCGAUAGCGAUAGCCAAGCCGAGCUCAUGGGUGUUGACUUCAUACGCGGAAAGGGUGAAGUCUUCCUGCGUGCGCUCGAUUACUUUGAAGGAAUCAUAUUCUUCACAACAAAUCGGGUUGGACACUUUGAUGAAGCAUUCAUGUCACGAAUACAUGUGGCUAUCGGCUACGAGCCGUUAGACGAUCAAGCUCGAGAACAAAUCUGGGAUUCCUUCUUCAGACGACUCAAAGAAAACCAUAGGGAUGGAGGACCGAGGAUCGACUACGACUACGACGCUAAGCAAUACGUACGAAAAAGCGAAGAGGUCAAAAGUCUCCACUGGAACGGGCGAGAGAUACGGAACGCUUUCCAGACCGCUGUUGCUCUCGCAAUCGCUGCCUCAAAAACAGCAAAGCAAAAGGGUCGCCCGGAGGCGGAAUGCGUCCCCCAACUUACAGAAGCGCACUUGAGUCAAGUAGUGCAAUUGUCUGCGGCUUUCAAGGCGUACAACAAGGCAGUGCACGAGGGUUUGACUGAAGCGGACUUAACGUAUAGGCUUGGGAAUCGUUACGAUCAACCUGAUCGCAACGAACAUUAG